Messenger RNA from Physeter macrocephalus (sperm whale), 2190 nucleotides. It is a transcript of the gene PCMTD2, whose product is annotated as protein-L-isoaspartate (D-aspartate) O-methyltransferase domain containing 2. The record is from RefSeq and is a predicted model, not a curated record. Gene Ontology annotation, biological process: protein modification process. Lineage: Eukaryota; Metazoa; Chordata; Mammalia; Artiodactyla; Physeteridae. The transcript is spliced from 6 exons. Gene Ontology annotation, cellular component: cytoplasm. Gene Ontology annotation, molecular function: protein-L-isoaspartate (D-aspartate) O-methyltransferase activity.
CGGAGGUCGGGGCUGCGUAGUGAGAGGCGGACUGGCGAGGGGCGCCAGAAUCGCUGCACGUGCGGCCCAGCGGCCGAUCCCGCGGGCCCGCCGAGCCAGGAGCUUUCCGCAAGCGUGGUCUCGAAGAUGGGAGGCGCCGCGAGUGCCGCUGAGGACAACGAUGAGCUGAUAGACAAUUUGAAGGAGGCGCAGCACAUCCGCUCUGAGCUGGUGGAGCAGGCCUCCCGGGCUAUUGACCGCGCAGACUGUUACCUCGAAGAAUUUAAGGAGAACGCGUGUAAAGACUUGGCGUGGAAGCACGGUAACGUCCACCUCUCCGCUGCGUGCAUCUCCUCGGAGGUGAUGGAGGCCCUGGACUUGCAGCCUGGCCUUUCCUUCCUGAACCUAGGCAGCGGCACUGGCUACCUCAGCUCCAUGGCGGGGCUCAUCCUCGGCCCUUUUGGUGUGAACCACGGGGUGGAACUCCAUUCAGAUGUGACAGAGUAUGCGAAGCAGAAGCUGGACUUUUUCAUCAGGACAAGUGACAGCUUCGACAAGUUUGACUUCUGUGAGCCCUCCUUCGUUACUGGCAACUGCCUGGAGAUCUCUCCAGGUCGCGCUCAGUAUGACCGGGUGUACUGCGGGGCAGGCGUGCGGGAGGAGCACGAGGAGUACGUGAGGGGCCGUCUCAAAGUCGGGGGCGUCCUGGUCAUGCCGCUGGAAGAGAAGUUGACUAAGAUAACUCGUACUGGUCCUUCUGCUUGGGAAACCAAAAAGAUUCUGGCUGUUUCUUUUGCUCCACUGAUCCAGCCCUGCCAGUGAUCAGAGUCAGGAAAAUCAAGACUUGUCCAGUUACGUAACACCCCGGCGGUUCGCAGCCUCCAGGACCCGGCGCGCGUUGCCAUCCGGGGCACCCUUCAGAAGGUCAUCCGCCGGGAAGCUGUGAACAGAAACGGGAACGGGCUGAAGAACACUCCCAGGUUUAAACGAAGGAGAGUUCGCCGCCGCCGAAUGGAAACGAUUGUCUUUUUGGACAAAGAGGUGUUUGCCAGUCGGGUCUCCAACCCCUCUGAUGACACCAGCUGCGGAGACCUGGAAGAGGAGCGGCAAGAAGAGGAGGCGACAGCCCCGCCGGACACCGCGCCAGGGCCCCCGGUGAGCUUCCUGCGUGAGGAGGUCCCGGGCCUUCCUCUGCCGGGUCCCCUGAAGCAUUUCCUGCUCUAUUACAGAGAACAGUGAGUCUGUUACAGAGAACAGUGACACAGCAGUGUUGGCUCAAAAGGGCGAGAGUCUCCUGGAGGAGGGGUUGUCUUCACACGCUCGGGAAAUGCUGAGGUCUGCAAGUGGAGGUGGCCGGGAGAGCGUUUCUUACGCAAGGCACACGUGUCUGCACCAGAAAGGAAAACUGAAGUUGAAAUCAACCUGUGUCUCUUACAAAAGGUGAGACAAAACGCUCAAGUUGGUAAGUGUAUAAAAUCUUUUCUGAGUGGGACAUGCCUGUGUGCAAGUUUAUGUAAUUUUAUGUUAUCAACCCCUUAAUUACUGGCACUGAGUAAUUAAAAGAUUUAUUAAAAGAUUAAUUAAAAAGAUUUAACUAAAUCUUUUAGUUAUCUGGAACGUGGAUACUUGAUUGAAAAGCCCUCUCUUAAGUAAAUUAAUUACAUCUUACGUGAGUUGUCAGUUGUAAUUUUAAAAAAGAAAAAUUGUGAUGGGGAGAGGAAUGAACGUAUCAAAUUGCCAGAUGUCUUUGCGGAACUGCAAAAGAACUCAAGGAAUUUUUUUCUGACACCUUUUGGUACCUUUAAAAGAACCAACAUUGAGUAAUCCCCUCGAAGAAAGUCGUGAAGAAUGAAACAAGUGUUGUGUGUAAGUCAUGAGCUCCAUUACUUUUGCCCCAGAGACAGAGAGUACUGUUGACUCAACUUUAAAUACAGCGUCCAGGGCUCAGUCCUCAGAGCAGGCGGGAAGUACUGGCUGCAGGAAAUGGAUUGGGGAUGAUGUAGACGGCCUGGGGGUUGUUUUGUUUUGUUUUGUUUUUUUUCAGUUGGCUGUUUUUCUGUAAUCACAUUACAGUACUGAUUCAUAGAUUUUAUGUUUUAUAAUUCUGGAGAAAAGUAUUUGUUAGUUUUGUAAUUUUUCCUAAGAACAAACGUGUGUUUAGUACAUUGCAUUAGAACAGUUUCACUCAAGUUUGACUUGUGGAAUCCAUCU